AUGUCCGAACUACGUUUUGAUAACCAAGUCGUCGUCGUCACCGGCGCCGGCGGUGGCCUGGGAAAGGCAUACGCCCUUUUCUUCGCCUCGAGAGGUGCUAGUGUCGUCGUCAACGACCUCGGCGUUUCUCACAAGGGCGAGGGCCAGUCAUCAAAGGCCGCAGAUGUGGUUGUCGACGAGAUCCGCGCCGCCGGCGGUAAGGCCGUCGCCAACUACGACAGCGUCGAAAACGGUGAGAACAUUAUCGAGACUGCCAUUAAGAACUUCGGCCGCAUCGAUGUGCUCCUCAACAAUGCUGGUAUCCUACGUGAUAUCAGUUUCAAGAACAUGAAGGAUGAGGACUGGGACCUGAUCAACCGUGUUCACACCUACGGUGCAUACAAGUGCGCCAGAGCCGCAUGGCCUCACUUCCGCAAACAAAAGUAUGGUCGCGUUAUUAACACCGCCUCCGCCGCUGGUCUCUUCGGUAGCUUCGGCCAGGCCAACUACUCUGCUGCCAAGCUCGGCCAGGUCGGUUUCACUGAGACCCUGGCCAAAGAGGGCGCCAAGUACAACAUCAUUGCCAACGUGAUUGCCCCUAUUGCUGCUUCCCGCAUGACUGCUACUGUCAUGCCCCCAGAUGUCCUUGAGAACCUGAAGCCCGACUGGGUCGUUCCUCUGGUUGCAGCUCUGGUUCACUCCUCCAACACCACCGAGUCCGGUGGCAUCUACGAGGUUGGUGGCGGCCACAUGGCCAAGCUCCGCUGGGAACGUGCCAAGGGAGCUCUCCUCAAGACCGACGAGUCUCUGACUCCCGGCGCUAUUGCCCGCAAAUGGAACGAUGUCAACGACUUCUCCCAGCCCGAGUACCCCACGGGCCCUGCUGACUUCAUGAGCUACCUUGAGGAUGGCCUGAAGAUGCCUAGUGCCCCUAAAGGAGAGGAGCCUGAUUUCAAGGGCAAAGUCGCUCUUGUCACUGGCGGUGGUGCUGGUCUUGGCCGGGCAUAUUGCUUGCUGUUCGCCAAGCUUGGUGCCUCCGUCGUCGUUAAUGAUCUGAUGAACCCCGACGAUGUUGUUAAUGAGAUUAAGAAGAUGGGCGGCAAGGCUGUCGGCAACAAGGCCUCCUGCGAGGAUGGCGAUGCCGUCGUCAAGUCUGCCAUUGAUGCCUUUGGCCGUAUCGAUAUUCUGGUCAACAACGCCGGUAUUCUCCGUGACAAGGCCUUCACCAACAUGGAUGACAACCUGUGGAACCAGGUGAUCAAUGUUCACUUGCGUGGUACCUACAAGGUGACCAAGGCUGCUUGGCCCUACAUGCUCAAGCAGAAGUACGGCCGUAUCGUCAACACUGCUAGCACCAGCGGUAUCUACGGUAAUUUCGGCCAGGCCAACUACGCUGCCGCGAAGCUUGGUAUCUUGGGAUUCUCCCGCACUCUCGCCUUAGAGGGUGCCAAGUACAACAUCAAGGUCAACACCAUUGCCCCUAACGCUGGUACCAACAUGACCCGUACUAUCAUGCCCGAGGAGAUGGUUCAGGCCUUCAAGCCCGACUACGUCGCUCCCCUGGUUGUUCUGCUCUCUUCCGACGCCACCCCUGAGCCCUCCACCAAGGGUCUCUUCGAGUGUGGCAGUGGUUGGUUCGGCCGCACCCGCUGGCAGCGCUCUGGCGGCCACGGCUUCCCCGUGGAUGUCAAGUUGACCCCCGAGGAGGUUGUUGCCAAGUGGAAGCAGAUUGUCGACUUUGAGGACGGCCGUGCCGACCACCCCGAGGAUGGCCAGGCUGGUACCGAGCGUAUCAUGGCCAACAUGGCCAACCGUGUUAAGGGCGAGUCCAGCGGCGGAAACAACUACCUCAAGGCCAUUGAGAAGGCUAAGGGUCUCUCCACCGAGGGAACUGCCUUCGACUACGAGGACCGCGAUGUCAUUCUUUACAACCUCAGCUUGGGCGCCAAGCGCACCGACCUGCCUCUGGUCUACGAGAACCACGACCAGUUCCAGGCUCUGCCUUCAUACGGUGUUGUCCCCUGGUUCAACACCCAGACCCCCUGGAACAUGGACGAGAUUGUCAAAGACUUCUCGCCUAUGAUGCUCCUUCACGGUGAGCAGUACAUGGAGGUCCGCAAGUACCCCAUCCCCACUGCCGCCAAGACCUUGACUUAUCCCAAGCUCAUCGACGUUGUUGACAAGGGCAAUGCUGCCCUCGUCGUGGCCGGCUUCACCACCAAGGACGCCAACACCGGCGAGGACCUGUUCUACAACGAAUCAACUGUCUUCAUCCGCGGUAGUGGCGGCUUCGGCGGCUCUCCCAAGCCCACUGCCCAGCGCCCCAAGGGUGCUACCGCUUCCUACAAGCCCCCUCAGCGCGCGCCUGACGCCGUUGUCGAGGAGAAGACCUCCGAGGACCAGGCUGCCCUGUACCGCCUGAACGGCGACCGCAACCCCCUGCACAUCGACCCCGAAUUCAGCAAGGUCGGCGGCUUCAAGACCCCCAUCCUGCACGGUCUCUGCUCCCUGGGUGUCGCCGCCAAGGCCGUCUUUUCCAAGUACGGAGCCUACAAGAACCUCAAGGUUCGCUUCGCGGGCGUCGUCCUUCCCGGCCAGACCCUCAAGACCGAGAUGUGGAAGGAGGGAAAUACCGUUCUCUUCCAGGCUACCGUUGUUGAGACCGGCAAGCCCGCCAUCUCUGGCGCUGGCGCCGAGCUCCUCGAGGGCGCUAAGGCCAAGCUGUAA
This is a messenger RNA of Penicillium maclennaniae, 2706 nucleotides long. RefSeq names its product putative peroxisomal multifunctional beta-oxidation protein (MFP) (gene mfp). Bases 1 to 2706 code for a protein of 901 amino acids. The record is from RefSeq and is a predicted model, not a curated record. The transcript has 3 exons. Gene Ontology annotation, molecular function: oxidoreductase activity. Lineage: Eukaryota; Fungi; Ascomycota; Eurotiomycetes; Eurotiales; Aspergillaceae.